GUUCCUAGAACUGUCAAGCUGUAACACAAACAAUUAGCUUAAUAGUAAACACAAAUUGUGUAUACUAGAAUACUAGAACUUGCAACUAAUCUACGAACAGUGUAUCAGCUUGUUAAGGAUAUAUAAACCAAGAGGAUUAUUUAUUUAUAAUAUAUCGUAGAUUCUAAUUGCGUAUAUAGAAUAAUGUAUGAGGACCAAUUACAGGCUACACCAAUAGAAGAAACUCUAAACCACUUAACCAGCAGUCUUGAUUUUAAGCUGAGUGCUUGUGAUUCAUGUGAAGAUUACUUCUUUGACUUGGAAGCGAGCAUCAAUUUGGAUGAACUCUCACCCAGCAAUUGCACUGGUGAGAAUGAUGAGGAGGAUUGUGAGUACAAUAUCCUAUUCAGUGAUGAGCCUCAGUUGGAAGCCACUCCAACAUGUAGUACCAUUGAAGAAAAUCAACUUGAGAUGUUGGCCAGUGAGAAGGUCACCGAAUUGAUCUUGACUCAGCCACAGAUUGAGAACAAUGCAGAAGAAGAACCAGAAAUACAGAGUAAUACAGAAGAAGAACCAGAUAAACAAAAUAAUACAGAGGAAGAAUUAGAGAAACAGAAUAUUUCAGAAGAAGAACCAGACAAUGAGAACAAUUCUGAAGAAGAGGUGGAGGAGGAAGGUUCUUGUUUAUCUUCUGACGAAGAUCUAGCGGAGCAUCAAGUACACAAUACGCUGUUGAAUAAACAAGUAUUUGGUUACGACUCUGAUGAAGAUCCGGAUGAUGAAUGGACGCUCGAUGAUGAUAACGAGAACUCCGAGAGCAGCGGAAAUCGUAUGGCUUCGAAACGCUACGCCGUAUACACAGGGUCUUUGAGUACAGAAAGUAGCGAAUUGACUUUCUUCAAAGAGAUUUUCGAUGAUGAAGUUAUACAGAAUAUAGUGGAUCAAACGAAUUUAUACGGUAAGCAAGAGUCGAAGAAGCAAACGAAAGAUUCUCCGGCUGUCUUUGUGGAGGUGAGCAAAGACGAGAUGUGCGCUUACUUGGGUUGCUUAGUUCUAAUGGGUAUUCAUAAACUGCCAUUAAUUGACAAUUACUGGAGCACCGACCCGGCGCUCCGGGUGCAAUCAAUUGCUGAAGUGUUGUCCUAUAAACGUUUUAAGAAAAUAACUGAAUCUUUACAUAUUAAUGUUAGUAGUAAAGUAGUACCCAAAGGCAAACCGAACUACGAUAAGUUAUAUAAAAUCAGACCUCUCUUAGACCAUUUGAAUCAGCGCUUCUUGGAACUUUACGAGCCCUCGAGUUUCAUCGGUCUCAACGAAAGCACCUUUCACUUCGAUCAGAAAUGCCAGAAAAAACAACUGUGGCCGGUAAAGUAUAGGACUUGGUGUCUUGCUGAUUCUCAGAGCAACUACAUAAUGAAAAUACACAUAUGCCCUGGAAGUAAUCAAGAUGUUUGCUUAUCUACACUUGCAGAUCUUUGCGAUCCUUUAAAAGGAAGCAACUGCGUAGUGGCGCUCAACACCAGCGCAAAUUCGUACAGUCUAAUGAAGAAGUUACUGGUAAAAAAUAUUUUUUCUUGUGGCGCCGUUCCGCCUAACAGUAUCGAAGUUCUGAAGGACACAAGCGAUUUGCAAAAGGAGCAAGUUUUGUAUGCAGCAAAAUGCUGCGUUGCUGCCAUCAAAUUGGUCGAUAACAAUAAACCUAUUGUGAUGCUCUCCACAGUACCCAACGUCAAGAAGGUUUCUUGCAUCUCUCGCAGAGUUGGCGACUAUAAAACAGUAACAGCUUUACCAAAGGUAAUCAAGAUGUACAGCGACGUCAUCGGAAGCCUCAACCGCUUCGAUCGUCGCAAAGAGUCGUACGCAAUUGGACGCGUAACAAUGAAAUGGUGGCACAGGAUAUUCCAUUUCUUGCUCGAUCUUGCCAUUUCAAAUGCAUUCGCCCUGUAUUCCCUCUGCCAUAACAACACAAGGAAUCAGUUAGCAUUCCGUAUACGUCUCGCCAGGCUGCUGAUUGCCACGUACGCCUCGAGGAAGAGGAAAGAAAUUGCUCCCGUCUUCUACAUGCCACAAAAAAGAGGUGUUGUAUCGGUUCCGGAUGAGAUAAGGAAGGUGCAGUUAGGUUCACACUUUCCCGAAACGGUUAAAACCUGGAGGCGUUGUCGCAAAUGCAGCUCGAGGAAGGUCGAGAAACGCACCAAAAUCAUUUGCAGCACCUGCAAAGUUCCGCUCUGCAUUAAUCCUUGUUUCUCCGCAUUCCAUGAGUAAUUCUAUUCGAAAUACCGAAUCGGGUCGAUUAACUAUAAAUUAAAAUACCCGAUUCUAAAGUGGUGCCAAUACCAGUAUUUAUUUUACAAAUAGUAUUCAUCAGUAUUAUGUAAUUAUUAAGUUAGCUUAAGUCCCAAAAUGAUCUCAUUUUACCGUCUAUACUGCCCUAAAACCUGCAUCCUUGUUUGCUUAUCUACAUGAUAGAUCGUAACUCGCUGUUAAUGGAUCUCUUUCAGGAUGCGUCGUAUUUAUUUCAUCUUAUUUGAUUGUUUAUAUCAAUGUUUUGUUUUAUAACAAUAUACAAUAGCAACUACUAAUUUAUUUAUUCAUCCUUCUUACACUACAAAAACCAACCAACCCAAAUAAAAUUUAAUCAUAA
Messenger RNA from Nicrophorus vespilloides, 2623 nucleotides. Its product is annotated as piggyBac transposable element-derived protein 4-like. The record is from RefSeq and is a predicted model, not a curated record. Lineage: Eukaryota; Metazoa; Arthropoda; Insecta; Coleoptera; Silphidae. The transcript is spliced from 4 exons. Bases 184 to 2244 code for a protein of 686 amino acids.